AUGCCCGACGCGACGUUGGAAUCCUUCGGAGAACGGAGGCGGGCGCGGCGGAGACGGGCGCUGGACGGGCUCGGUGACGCGCCCAGCACCGCGUCGAGCGCGAGCAGCAACGACGAUAUCUGCAGCGAGGACGUCGCCGAGGUGGAGCUGCUGGCGAGUGCAGCGCUGUCCGAGGCCAAGGAGGCCACCCAGCUGGCGCGGGCCGCCAAGCGCGCUGAGAUCGAGGCCAAGGUCGCUGCGGCGCGUCUGCAGCAGGCAGUGGCGGCGGCGGGAAGCAGGUCGGCGCCGCGCGCCGUCAAGGAGUCUGACCUCUUCUCGUCGUCGGUGGCCGCCAAGGUAGAGAAGCCGAAACACGAGGCCGGGGUGUCGGUCAAAGCGACGCGGCUGCAGGCGGACUUUGGCGAGAAGAAGUUCAUCAAGCCGUGA
Molecule: messenger RNA, 426 nt
Organism: Emiliania huxleyi CCMP1516
Lineage: Eukaryota; Haptophyta; Isochrysidales; Noelaerhabdaceae
Exons: 1
Coding region: 1-426 (141 amino acids)
Source: RefSeq, a predicted model, not a curated record